Messenger RNA from Humulus lupulus (European hop), 789 nucleotides. RefSeq lists its product as uncharacterized. The transcript has a single exon. Bases 1 to 789 code for a protein of 262 amino acids. The record is from RefSeq and is a predicted model, not a curated record. NCBI's taxonomy places the organism in Eukaryota, Viridiplantae, Streptophyta, Magnoliopsida, Rosales, Cannabaceae.
AUGAGUUUGGAGUCCAACCGCUCUUCUCUACCUCUUCCAAUUUUCCAUGGAGAAAACUACGAUUUUUGGUCCAUCAAAAUGAGGACCUAUUUUCGAUCACAAAAUCUAUGGAAAAUUAUUGAAGAGGGAGUCACUAUUCCGGAAGACAUUACAUCUCUUUCGGAAGAUCAAAAGAAGGUAAUGGAGGAUAGUCAACAAAAGGAUUCUCAUGCAUUAUACUGCUUGCAGCAAGCUAUGGCAGACAAUCUUUUUCCACAGAUUAUGGGCGCAGCAACGGCAAAAGAAGCAUGGGACACGCUGCAGGAGGAGUUCCAAGGAACAAUUAAGGUACGCACUGUUAGACUACAAAAGCUUAGAAGAGAUUUUGAAAAUCUUAAAAUGAAAGAUAAUGAGACUGCAAAAGAUUACUAUUCUAGAAUUAAAGAAAUAGUAAAUCAAAUGGGAGCCUACGGAGAAAUAAUUUCUGACAAGAAUAUAGUACAAAAGAUACUAAUUUCUUGUACAGAAAAAUAUGAUUCAAUAGUUUCUGUGAUAGAGGAAACUAAAGAUUUAGAAACUCUAUCACCAACUGAACUAAUGGGCUCUCUUGAAGCAUAUGAAAAUAGACGAGAAAGGCAUAAGGAAAGUGAAGCUGAAAAUGCCUUUCAGUCUAAAAUCAAUCCACGGUCUCAAAAACCAAAUGUUGAUGGGAAAAAGACACAAGAAAAACAAAAAGAAAAUAAUGACAAGUAUCCUCCAUGUGGCAUUUGUAAAAGAAAAAUUCACUUUGGAGAAAGACUGCUGGUUUAA